CCGGAGUGGUUGUUCUGACAACCGCUCCAGCCCCGCGUCCGAAAAUCACUCGAUUAAUCCACCCACCCACCCAUCCAUUGACUUAGAGUGGACUUGUACAGUUGCUGUUCUUCUUCUUCUUCUGAGUUGUCUCUUUUAAUAAAUCUCAAAGUGCUUUCUAUUUCUUCUGACCCACAUUAGCUUUAAUUGAACUGAUUCCCAUUCGGAGGGAGACUGCAAUGGCGACGCUAUGGUUGCUACUGGGAUUCUUGAGCCUCUUCGUUUUGUCGUCCUCCACUUGUCCUGAUCAUCAAAAGCAAUCCCUUCUCCUGUUCAAAUCAACCUUGCUUAACAUCACUCGCACCACCAAUGACUCCUCCUCCUCAUCCGCAUUUGGCUUAGAAUCAUGGAAUUCAACGUCCGAUUGUUGCCUCUGGGACAGGGUCACCUGUAAAUCCAGUUCCUCCUCAACAGCACCCGUGGUGGUCGCAUUGCUUCUCGAUUCCCUCGUAUCUACUGAUCAGCCGGUUGUGGUUCCCUCCGCUGUCCUCGCUCCCCUCUUUCGCCUGACUACCCUGAUGCUGCUCGACGUCUCCUCCAAUCACAUACAGGGCGGAAUUCCAGGUGACGGCCUGGCUAGUCUCACCAAACUGGUUCAUCUCGACAUGACGCAGAAUAACUUCAGCGGCAGCAUUCCUCCGCAGCUCUUUCGCUUGAGAUACCUGCAAUAUCUCGACUUGAGCGAGAACAUGCUUUUGGGGGGUUUAAGUCAGCAAGUUGGAUAUCUUCGAGACCUGAGAACGCUGAAAUUGGAUGACAAUUUUCUUGGCGGAAGAAUCCCUGAGGAGAUCGGGAACCUCACUGAGCUCCAGGAAUUGUCUCUCAGCAGCAACUCCUUCUCUGGUAGAAUCCCGGCGUCAGUUUCAAAUCUAAGACAGCUUCAGGUCUUAGAUUUGAGAGAAAAUCUUCUGUCAGAGCAGAUUCCCUCUGAGAUUGGGGGCUUGUCCAACCUCUCUACUCUGGCCUUGGGCAAGAACAAGUUCGCUGGUGGAAUCCCCCGCUCGAUGCAAAACCUGAGCAAGUUGGAAACUCUUAUGCUGGAAAACAACUUGCUCGCUGGAGAGAUACCAUCCUGGAUUUUCGACAUCAAGCCCCUCAAUAUCUUGUUUCUUGGGGGGAAUGGCAAUAUGUUGGCCUGGAGCAACAAUUCCGUGACAGCACCCAAAUGCAUGCUCUCUCAACUCUCUCUCCAAUCUUGUGGUCUAUCUGGAGAAAUCCCACUCUGGAUUUCAGCCCAAAAGGCUCUUGUCUAUCUGGAUUUGAGUAAAAAUGAGCUUCGAGGAACCUUCCCACUCUGGCUAGCAGAGAUGGAUCUUGGAACCAUUAUUCUGUCAGAUAACGAGCUGACUGGUCCUGUUCCCCAUCGUCUCUUCCAGUCCUUGAGUUUAUCCGUCCUCGACCUUUCACGAAACAAUUUCUCUGGUGAGCUACCAAAAAAUAUUGGCGAUGCUAACGAGAUCAUGCUUCUCAUGUUGGCUGGAAACAGUUUUUCUGGGACAAUUCCAAGUUCCAUCUCUGAUAUUUAUCGUCUGUUACUGUUGGACUUGGCAAACAACAGAUUGUCUGGAGACACGUUUCCGGUAUUUGACCCUGAUGCCUUUCUUGCAUACGUUGAUUUCUCAGACAAUGACUUCUCCGGUGAAAUUCCCGUGUCCUUCUCGCAAGAAACCAGGAUUCUUGCUUUGGGAAACAACAAGUUCUCAGGGAAAUUGCCUCGGAACCUUACAAACUUGAUCAAACUCGAGCACCUAGAUGUCCACGGCAAUGAAAUUGGGGGGGAAUUCCCAGAAUUCAUCAUUGAAAUGUCUAGCAUGCAGAUUUUGAAUCUGAGAAACACUUCCCUGCAAGGUCCUAUACCAAACAGCAUGUCCAAUCUCAAAGCUCUCCAAAUUCUCGAUUUGUCAGGAAACAGCCUCACCGGAAACAUCCCGCCAGGGUUUGGAAAUCUCGUUGGGAUGAUUGACACGCCAACUAAAUUUUCAUCAAUUUCAGGUGUCUUCACCUUUCCAGUCCAGUAUAUUGAUUUAAUUGUAAACUGGAAGAGAUCAGUACAAGGGCUGUCAUCAAACCCAAGCAUCGACCUCUACUCUUUGCUGGACUUGUCAAAGAACCAACUUUCAGGCAAAAUUCCAGCUUCAUUAGGUAACCUGAAAGGCCUAAAGAUAUUAAACAUCUCCUCUAAUAGCCUGUCCGGCAAUAUACCAGACAGUUUCUGUGGCCUGGAGAAUGUAGAAAGUCUAGACUUGUCACACAACAAUCUCUCAGGUAAAAUCCCACAAUCUUUUGAGAAGCUGCAACAGCUCGCAAUUUUGGAUGUGAGCAACAACCACCUCGAGGGUCCAAUUCCAAAAGGUGGCCAAAUGGACACAAUGAACGAUCCAAAAUAUUUUGCUAACAACAGUGGUUUAUGCGGAGUGCAGAUUGGGUUGCCAUGUCCGACGGAGCCAGUAAAGCCAUCAGCACCAACUUCAGAAGACAAUAGCGAUGAGACUAACGAGCUAAGGUUUGCAUGGGAAGGGGCCUGGUUUGGAUUCCCACUUGGUUUUUGUUUAUCAGUUAUUGUCAUACUUCUAACUGGCUGGUUUCCAGCGCGAGCGUUGUCCCCGGCUCGCCGCGGCCGCCGGAGAAGGCACGCACCAAGCAGGAUCAGCGUUAGGCGGAUAGGAUCAUAAAAUUCUUCC
Coffea eugenioides is the source of this 2720-nucleotide messenger RNA. Its product is annotated as receptor-like protein 46. The transcript has a single exon. Gene Ontology annotation, molecular function: protein binding. The record is from RefSeq and is a predicted model, not a curated record. NCBI's taxonomy places the organism in Eukaryota, Viridiplantae, Streptophyta, Magnoliopsida, Gentianales, Rubiaceae. The coding region runs from base 219 to 2711 and encodes 830 amino acids.